UGAUAGGUACACAUCAGCUAGCUUCUUUAGCGUAGUUUCUUAUUCAAAGUAGUAUUCAUAGAAACAUAUACUCCGUACUAUUUUCUUUCAGUGAUCGUAGUUGAAUCUUAAUUGGCAUUUGGGUGGGUAGUUGGAACAGCCAUUUCUGCUCUGCUCUCUGCGAAAAGAUGAAGUUCGGGAAGGAACUGGCUUCCCAGAUGGUUCAAGAAUGGGGGGAAGCAUACAUGGAUUACAACUUUCUAAAGGGAGUUCUGAAAGAUAUCUCGCGAUUCCGGCGGCGAAACGCGGCGGCGCAAUCAUCUGUUCCGGCGGCGGCGGCGACGCGGAAGAAUUCAUUGAAGAGAAGGCUGUCCAUGUACCGGGCUUUUAGCGGGUUGACGAAUCGAUUGAGCAGCCCUAGAGGCACUCCCAGGAGCAAUCAUGAGGAUGAAGAAGUUAUACUGGUGAAUGCUGUGGAGCAGGAAGGGAUUGGAGCGCCGCAGUACCAAACAAUGUUCCUUAUGUCGUCAGAAGCCGGAGGAGAAUACGAGCUGGUGUUCUUCAGAAGGCUUGACGAUGAAUUCAAUAAAGUUGUUAGGUUUUACAGAGAGAAGGUGGAGGAAGUGAGGAAGGAGGCGGAUGAGCUAAGCAAGCAAAUGGAUGCACUUAUAGCUCUCCGGAUCGUCGUAGAAAAACCUCCGGUGGAUAUCAAUGGCGCCCAGUCCCAGAGAAGAACAGAUUCUGCAGUCAUUGAAGCUAAGUCACAUAUGGAUGCAAUACAAGAAAUUGAGAUGAGUGGUGAAGAGGUUGCAGAAGAUGGUGAAACAUCUGCAGGAACUGCGACAAUGGCUGAUCAGAACACAAAGAUUGAAGAAGAGAAGACUAACAACUUCACAGAUUUCAGGCCUGCUCCAUUACACGUGUUGUACGACGUAAGAGUCAACAUCCAGCCUGAAACUCCCAUCUCCACUUUGAAGAACAUUUUGAUGGCAUCAAACUCUGAACUCAAGUACAACAGGGCCGAGCUAAGGAAGGCUGAAGAAAGAUUGAGAAAAGCAUUCAUGGAGUUCUAUCGAAAGCUUAGACUUCUGAAGAGUUACUGUUUCUUGAACACAUUGGCAUUUUCCAAGAUCAUGAAGAAGUAUGACAAGAUCACUUCAAGGAAAGCUUCAAGGUCAUACUUAGAGAUGGUUGAUAAGUCUUAUCUUGGAAGCUCUGAUGAGGUUAGUAGACUCAUGGAAAGAACAGAAGCCACAUUCAUAAAGCACUUUGCCAAUGGAAAUAGAAGGAAAGGAAUGAGUGUUUUAAGGCCUCAUGUGAAGCGCGAGAAGCACAGAAUCACAUUUUUUCAUGGCUUGUUCUCGGGCUGUUCAAUAGCAUUAGUUGUAGCUAUUAUUGUUUCUAUACGUGCUAGACAUCUUCUUCAACACGAGGGGAGUGAUCAGUUUAUGGAAAAUAUAUUCCCACUUUACAGUUUAUUUGGAUUCAUUGUCCUACAUAUGCUCAUGUAUGCUGGGAAUGUAUACUUUUGGAGGCGAUACCGCAUAAAUUACCCCUUUAUAUUUGGCUUCAAGCAAGGAACAGAACUUGGUUAUAGAGAAGUUCUCCUCCUUGCUUCAGGCAUUUCUGUACUUGCUUUGGCUGCUGUUCUCUGGCACUUGGAUAUGGAAAUGGACCCUGUAACAAGAAGUUAUAAGGUGCUCACCGAGUCGGUUCCAUGGAUCCUGAUUUCUGUUCUGCUAACAAUAACAUUCUGCCCUCUCAACAUCGUGUAUCGAUCAAGUCGCUUCUUCCUCAUUAGAUGUGCCUGGCACUGCAUCUGUGCUCCUCUUUUUAAAGUGACCCUGCCUGAUUUUUUCUUGGCAGAUCAACUUACCAGCCAGGUUCAGGCCAUCAGGAGCUUUGAAUUCUACAUCUGUUACUAUGGAUGGGGAAACUUCAGACAAAGAUCAAACACAUGUCAGGACAGUGAUGUGUAUAAAAUCUUUUAUAUAAUUGUAGCAGCAAUCCCAUUCGUUGUUCGGUUACUUCAGUGCCUUCGUCGCUUGUUCGAGGAGAAAGACAAUAGCCAAGGGUUGAAUGGUAUCAAGUACUUCACAACAGUUGCUGCACUGGUGCUAAGAACACUGUAUGAGCAAAAGAAAGGAACAGCCCUGAGAGUCCUGGCAGCAGCCUUUUCAGGGAUCACGACCAUUGCCAAUACGUACUGGGACAUUGUUAGAGAUUGGGGUCUGUUGGAGAGGAACUCCAAGAACCCUUGGUUGAGGGACAAGCUCCUUGUUCCAAACAAGGCUGUUUACUUUGCUGCAAUUGUUGUGAACAUCAUUUUGAGGCUGUUAUGGAUGCAACUAAUUCUGGGAUUUAAUCUUCCGUUCCUCCAUAGGAAAGCCACGGCUGCCAUUGUUGCCUGUCUGGAAAUCAUCCGCCGCGGCAUUUGGAACUUUUUCAGGUUGGAGAAUGAGCAUCUGAAUAACGUUGGAAAAUAUCGAGCGUUCAAGUCUGUGCCAUUGCCAUUUAACCAUGAAGUGGACAAGAGCUUGUAGCGCUUGACAAAUGACAAUGUCUUUUUUGCCUUAUUUUUAUCUUUUUUUUUUUUUUUUUUUUCGGAAUUCUUUUUUUGUAUAUUGCCAUGUCAUUUAGUAAAAUAUUCGUUUUAAUGGACCAAAAUCCU
Messenger RNA from Ipomoea nil (Japanese morning glory), 2650 nucleotides. Its product is annotated as phosphate transporter PHO1 homolog 3-like. Gene Ontology annotation, cellular component: plasma membrane; cytoplasm; trans-Golgi network. The coding region runs from base 168 to 2522 and encodes 784 amino acids. The record is from RefSeq and is a predicted model, not a curated record. NCBI's taxonomy places the organism in Eukaryota, Viridiplantae, Streptophyta, Magnoliopsida, Solanales, Convolvulaceae. The transcript is spliced from 12 exons. Gene Ontology annotation, molecular function: inositol hexakisphosphate binding. Gene Ontology annotation, biological process: phosphate ion transport; cellular response to phosphate starvation.